Ectocarpus sp. CCAP 1310/34 is the source of this 1035-nucleotide messenger RNA. NCBI's taxonomy places the organism in Eukaryota, Phaeophyceae, Ectocarpales, Ectocarpaceae. The record is from the annotation of a GenBank genome assembly.
UGCGCACUUCUGAGAGUGGCGGCGCUGGACGAUGGUAGCGAUAGCACCUGCCAAGGGGGCCAGAGCUCCAGAGAAGGGUUCAUUUCCACUUGACCAUGGCGGCGAGUGCAAGCCGCACAUGAAGGCCUUCCUCGCCUGCCUCAAGAAACACGACAGCGACCACCUCCCGUGCAAAAGCCUGUCGAAGCUCUACCUUGCCUGCCGAAUGGACAGGAACUUGAUGGCGCGGGAGGAGUUCGAGAAGCUCGGCUUCAGCACGGAGGAGGAGUACGAGCGAAUACGGAGGCAGGCCCCCGUCAAGGAGGGUACGAAGGAAGGGGAGGGCUUCGUGGGAGGGACCCAUAUUCGACAGCGAGGUGGCGGCUGGCUGUCCAACUGGAAGAAGAAGGAUUAGUCUGCCGCUUUUUUAGAAAAAAAAUCUGUAUGCAUAGAUGUAGUAAAUGUAACAGCGGUAAUUGCACCUGUGUUCGGUGGGGGGGGGGCACGGAAAGGACUUGAUGGUUGGUUGUGAUCGUCGAUGACAAUUUUUCGCGCCUCCACUCUCGAGAGGAGGCAGAGCACCGUUGUAUUUCCCUCCCGAAAGACGUCUCCAAACUUUGGAGGGGAAUGGGAAGGGGAGGGGGUCGUUGUGCUGGUAGACUGCUGUCGCAUCCUUACAAAGACGCGCCAGACAGAGAAUGUGAAGUUUUCCGCUAGUCAAGUAAGCACGUUAUGCGGGGGGGAGGGGGUGGGGUAGAGGCCACCCGUUGGAUGUCGUGGGAGCACCUGAAGGUUGUGGACACCCUCUAUGCUUCAAUUUCUUCAGAGAACUUGCAAGAUGUUGGCCACAUUCGUUGACUGCUGGCGAAUUUCUUGAGGAUCAUGGGCACCCGUCGGGUGAGGGGGAAUGGGUUGAGCAUGGUGCACGGGCAAUAAUAUAGCAGGACGGCUCUAAUAUGGAAUCGAGGAUCCCAUCGUAAGUGCGCUCGCUCCCCCAAUUCUCGCCAAAUCAGGAUCUGACAUGUGCAUUUUUCGUGUGUUCCAUCCUAUCGCAUU